Messenger RNA from Phyllopteryx taeniolatus (common seadragon), 6063 nucleotides. RefSeq names its product arfaptin-2-like. The record is from RefSeq and is a predicted model, not a curated record. Gene Ontology annotation, molecular function: protein domain specific binding; phospholipid binding. Gene Ontology annotation, biological process: regulation of Arp2/3 complex-mediated actin nucleation; intracellular protein transport. Gene Ontology annotation, cellular component: trans-Golgi network membrane. Bases 1124 to 3562 code for a protein of 812 amino acids. Lineage: Eukaryota; Metazoa; Chordata; Actinopteri; Syngnathiformes; Syngnathidae. The transcript is spliced from 12 exons.
GUAGAGAAUAUUGAAAUGGGAAAAGUUUGCCUCUCUUUUUUUUUUUUUUUUUAAAUUCUCAUGUGUUUCAAGUUUUAUUUAUAUCUUUUUUUAGCUAAGCCACAUAGUAUCCUUUGAUAGUCCAUUCAUUUCCAUGUAUAUGUAAAGUAUAAACCUUUAUAGUAGAGAUGGCUGUUGGGUACCUUAUUUUGUCUUUUUGUUAUCUUUUGAUAUUUUAUAGUACAGUACACGAGUUUGUCAGCGAACUGUGUCAUGUUUUAUGUUACCGAUUGCACACGAUUAGGGCUCGAGCAAAGGCAGCGCAAAGGCCUUCUUGAAAGUGCUUCGCUUCGUCGUCGUCACGAUUCUCAGGCCCAACAAAAUUUUCAUUUCAUCUCAAGAACCCUGCGAAGUCUGCCAUUUUGAAGUGAGAAGAGGCGCUUCCUUCCAAAACAAACUUGUAGAGAUUUUGCGUGAUUGUGACCGAAUUUGAACCAGGUCUACUUGACAGAUGAACGACACUAAAUUGCGAGACAUUUGAGUUUUCACCUUUGCGUGUGGGCAGAGCACGGCGACGACGUUUGAUGAGUCACCUGAAAUCACAGAACUCUGAAUGACUCAACUCUGCAAGGUCACAAGCGUCUUAACGUCACGCCCUGAAGAGCUGCACAGUGCAACUCAUCACAUUGCUCGAGUCCAUAAAUCCACCCGAGCGCUCACAGUCCAACCACAGGCUUAACAAGUCGGGGAGGUCCAGAGGUGAUCCCAGAGGUACUCCUUCCUGGGAAGGUGAGCGCACACUCCCACCGCUGCCUUCUCUCCAUGGGCGUGUCCCUCUUUCCACUUAGGAAAGAGGAGGUGCGACGCUGUUCAAGUUUCAACAUGAGAGGAGCCAGUCUGGAAUUGCAAACAUAGGACACGGGACAUUUUCAAGGAGAACAAGCAAAGGUGACUCGUCGUUUUACAACUCGAUUGAUCAAACAGCUUGUAUGAAUGCGUCACGCAAACUGCCAUUUGGAACACUCCUGUUACACCCAAUGAAAAAAAAAACCCACCAUGCUGUUGCUGCCAGGCUUCUUUCCAGUCAGCAUGCGCAGCUGAGAGCAUGACUGUACCUUGACGUCGCCGAAAACUCUCCAUCCAGAUGGAACCCGGUGAUCCUCCGCCGCCACCACCACCCCCACCGCCUUUAUUGCCACCCCCUCCUCCCCUGCCGCCGCCGCCGCCCCCCGGCCCGGGCGGCUCGAGACUGGAGCGUCGGCGCUCCGGGAUGCGCAACUUCAACUGGGAGACCAUCCCCAAGCACACGGUGAUGGGCAAGCGCAACAUCUGGACGGAGGAUCGCACGGACGGCGACUACGAGCUGGACACGGAGCACAUGGAGGAGCUGUUCAGUCACAAGCGGGCCCAACAGCAGAACCAGCUGCAGCUCGCCACCCCGGGCGGCCCGCCGUCUGCUACUUCUGGGGGUGAACUGGUGUCCAUCCUCAGUGCCAAGAGAAGCAUGAACAUCGGCAUUUUCCUCAAGCAGUUCAGGCGGCCCGUGACCGACAUGAUUGAAGAAAUCAAAGCGGGAAACGGCCUGGGUUUCGGUCCCGGGAAACUUCGGGAGCUGUGUAAACUGCUGCCAGAUGACGACGAGGUAAAAGAACUGCUUAAAUUUAAUGGCAACCAGUCGGCCUUGCCGGAUGCAGACCUGUUCAUGCGGAUGUUGGUCCAGAUCCCCGGGUACGAGGAGCGUCUGAGGAGCUUGGUCCUCAAGGAGGAGUUUUUCCCCUUCAUGUCUGAAAUGAGAGGCUUCAUUGGCACUUUGAAAGCUGCUGGAAAUGAGCUUUUGGAUUCUGACAGUCUGCACGCAGUCAUUCGCCUGGUUCUGAAGACUGGAAAUUACAUGAAUGCUGGCGGCUACGCUGGCAGCGCCGUCGCUUUCCGGAUGGCAUCCCUGCUGAAGUUGGUGGACACCAAAGCGAACAAACCUGGGAUGAAUCUAAUGCACUAUGUUGUGAUGGCAAGUGGAUUGCGUCGCUUUCAUCGAGUCACCAAACAUUUGUUUUCGUUUGGUCUUCAUGUUGAUUUUUGUGGUUUCCUACAGCAAGCGCAGAAUGCUGAUGUGGCGCUGCUCAACUUUCCCAAACAACUUGCACACAUUAAAGAUGCUGCAAGAAUCAAUCGAAGUGACAUUGAAGCAGAGUUUGACCGACAAGUCAAAAAAGUGAAUGACGCCAAAGCGAACACUUUGAAGCAGGAAGACCUCAAGGUUCAGAUGGAGGAUUUCCUCAAGGAUGCUGAGGCCUGCUUGGACGAGGUGGAACGUGAUCUCCAGGAGCUUCAGUUAGCCAGCGACUCCGUGGCGCAGUACUUCUGCGAGGACCCCAGCAAGUUCAGACUGGAGGAGUGUUGCUCUAUCUUCGACUCCUUCCGUGAGAGGUUUCUGCGAGCCGUGCAGGAAAACACAGCCCGGGAGGUGGCAGAGGUGAAACGACGACACCGAAACCGGCUGCAGACUGCCGCCAAGCGCAGAUCCACAGCCACCUGCUCAGUCAGAGACAAAGAAAUGGAGGGGAUCGCUUUGGAGUCCGUCCUGCAAAACUUGCUGACCAACCGGCUCCAGAGGAGACGGUCAGGACGACCCUCGUCCACUCACGGCAGCCCCGUGAGCGGGAGCCCCCAAUCGGGGAGCCUUUCGGAGAUUUCGUCUCAGGCGAACUUCCCUGCGCUAAAACGGGCGGGACCCAUACAGGUGAGUGUCACGGCGAAGAAAGAGUGGAAUUCAGCUGCGGAACUCACCGAGCGUCCCCACCAGCAAGCGAAUAGCUCGGACAGCGAGACUGAUGUUUUGUCCGAAAAGGAUAAGGGAGACGAGAUGUUCCUUUGUGCUGUUGAAGAAUCAAGCAGUAGGCCUCCUAGCAUUUCCUCCUCAGCUCGAUCGUUCUCCGCCGCCACGGACAUUGACGAGGACGAUCUCCAGGACAAUAACGAGGAAGAGGCUCGGAAAUUGCGCGAAGCCUCUAAGAAGGUUUUGCUCUACCAGAGCAGCCAGGGCAGCAUCUCCUCUGCAGAGUUUUCCGUUGAAAACCCCAAAUCGCCCAAGACGACAAGAACUCUGAGCCGUCGGCGGACUUUUGACAUGGAGAAUGACCGGUACCCCGGAGACCCGACAAACGAGGAUUUGGUCAGAUUCUUGCUCAGCUCGCCGCCUUCCUCGAAACGCAACAUUGCUCGCCGACACACGCUACCCGUGAGAGUCAAGAAGGAGGAGGUUGACGAUGAGGACGACGUGUGGGUUCCCAUCUCCGCAGCCAGAGACACGGCCCAGAAGACUACAUGCAAGUCCAAGCAAGUGUUUGACUUUACCGACCUACCUCAAAAGCGAGACUCUCCAUCCACCGAGAACAUCGCUCCCCUCGGCCAAGACAAGGAGCAAAGCCACGAGGGAAACGGUGAAACUGUUCCGCCCAAGAGUUCGUGGAGCACGUCAGAAUCUUUCGGACUGUUUUCUGGCUUUCUGAGGCGCCUCGGCGAUAUCGGUAGACUGCAGACAAGCAAGGAAACCGCCCGGCAAGGUGUUGGUACCGACGUGUAGGCCGGUGUUUCCCAACCUUUAUUAAGUCAGGGCACAUAUCUCACGGCACACCACCAAACAAAAAUGCUGAAAUAAUGAUGAUUUUCUCUCAAUUUACUCACAAAUGUAUUUACUUACGGUAAAAUCUGGGGCUGUUUAUUAGCUAUUAUUAUUAUUUAGCUACUAUUCUUUUGUAUGAAAGGCAACAGGUGGAGACACAUUAAAAUCCAAUUUUCCGACGAACUGCACUGUGAAACGUUUUAGCUGUUCCCAAAGUUUGAUCAAUGUUUGUGUCCACCACGGGAAAACUUUCAUUAUGUUUUCGUAAGAUUCAUUGACAUUUGUACUAAAUGUGAGCAAAAAAGUGGGGGUAGCGGUCCGAGGAUCUCGGGGUCUCGCUUGAGGCGACCAGUCGGAAGGCAGCUCCAUGUGUUUACCGCUCGAUCUUUGUUCCCACUCUCGUUUAUGGUCCCGAGCUGUUGGUAGUGGCCGAAAAAAACAAGAUCAUAGAUACAAGUGGUCGAAAUGAGUUUCUGAGAUUUGUUUUAUUUGUAUUAUUUUGUUUUACUCCGAUGUGGCAUAGUUGGGAUAUCUGUCAUGGCAACAUGAAUUGAAAAAUGCAUGGAAUCAAAUACAUUUUCCGAUCAGAAUCCCGCCUCUUAGUCACAGAAAAACACCUUUAGGGACAUGUAGUGUACAUGCCCACUGCUGCGCAAACAACACAAACACGUUACAAAAACACCUGCUACAACCAAUUUGUUGAGUCAUACAAUGGAGUUAUGGGAAAAAGCGGAGGCUUGAGUCAGGAAAUGAAUAUUUGUGAGCAACAAGUAUGGUUGCAUGCCAAGGCGGAGGACCACAGAUGCAUUAAUUCCCUGGAGAAGUACAGAGUAGGUCAGAAGGAGCUGCAUUGUGUCUUUGUAGGUCUGUAGAAAGUUGACGACAGGUUAUCGAGAGAGGAACUGCGGUACUGCACGCGGACGUACAGGACGUGGCAAAGUAUGAGGGCAACAGAACAGAUAGUAGGUGUGACUGACGAGCAGGUUGGAGCCGGCGGCGGGAAGUGUCAGGUGUGUUAUGCAAUAGAAGAGUCUGCUCGGGUGAAGGGGAAAGUUGAAGACAUGAUGUACGGCUUCGAGACAGUGGCACUGAAGAGACGGCAGGAGGCGCAGAUGGAGGUGGUGGAGAUGCCGACGUUAGACUGAGAGUCGAAACGAAAAGGACAAUUUGACGGCUAUUGUAAACGGCGUUAUUUACGUAGGGUUUGGGUGUGCGUGAACGUAAACACAGUCAUACUGGAUUGUGUCACUAAAUAAGCACGUGGGCAGUUGGACCCGCAGAGGUGGAAGUGCAGCCUUCGAGAUGAGAGGGUGAGAUGGAGAGGAGCCAGAUGAGGCGCUUUGGGCCUUGGGUCAGGUGCCUCCUGGACGCCUCCCCUGGUGAGGUCUGCGAGUUUCUCGGGACACGUCGGAGCGACUAGGGCUUGGGAAGUCUUUGGCAUUGCGCCGGGAACAGCCGAAGUCGUGGCCACGUCCACGGAAGUCUGGGCUUCUCUGCUUUAGGCUGCUUCCUGCCGCAAACCAGCCUCGGAUGAACUGAAGAUGUCAAAGUCCCAAGUUUUCAUCAACCCCAGCUGGGAACUGUGGUUGGUGUUGCGAGUGUUUCCAGUAGAUGGCAGCAUGUUAUGGGAAGUUGUGUUCAUGAUUGUUCAGAACCCAAGACAAGGCAAUUUCAUGCAUUUAGUUGGACUUAGUGUAAAGCCAUUAUUAAAUUGAUGUUAUUUAUUGGAAUGCAUGCUGGACCCCAGAAAACAUUUAUACAUCCCUUGUUAAGUGGUUUCCGUUUUUUUUUUUUAUACCUAAAGUGUCCAGUUAACAACAUUGUUAUUCCCCAGUUUCACUUGCUAUCUUCAUAUUGUUCUCUAGUGAUGUCAUCAGAUGAGUUGUUGCUUUCACACAAUCCAGCCUUUGUUUUUUUUGGGGGGGGGGGGGGGGGGGGGGUUGUGCAGGAGGGUUUGGGAGGGUCUUAGGGGGGCUUAAAUGGGUCAGUGUUACAAAGGCGGUCUGUCAAUUCAGGCGAGCGGUGCAGUGCUAUCGGCCCACAAAAAAAAAACCCCAAAAAAACAAGCAAACACCUGCUGGUCAGCUGACGUCAACUUUUUCACAUGCACCCACUCCUCUUGCCAGCCACUGUCUAAAUGUCUAACAGUGUCCAGUGGCGCAAUUGGUGGUUACAUCCCAUAACAUGUUACAUUCUAACAAUAGGCAAAUCAUGUUUUGUCAUGUCAGUGUCUGUGUAACCAUUUUCCUCAAGUGGCGGCCAGUGCAUUCGGUUUAUCGGGUCCUUCAUAAUUCCCCUCGACUUAUCACCUCACAAUUAUAGCAACCAUCAAUACCAUACGAAAAGGCGUUAUAACUUUACACAUCGGUGCCAUGUAUAUCAUCCGGAGGAAAUCAGACUCUAUGUUUAUGUAAUAAUGUGACAAAAACAGAAAAGAAUAAUUAAAUACAUCCUGCUCACCA